AAAGCGAUUUGGAGGGACUUCAAUAGUACCGACUUCACCCCUCCCCUUAUAAUAUCUUCACAAUUCUUCUUUUCUCCUCAAAUCCGACACCCUUGUUUCCCUCUCUGCUUUCUCUUUCUCUCCUCAAAAAAAAGCCAAAGCAAAACCCUAACCCUAGCUCUCUGCUUUCUCUGUGCUCGUCAUGAAAGGAGGAAAAACGAGAGCUGAUUCGAAGAGGUCUGAAAGCAGGCUUGGUGUGAAGAUGUCAAAGAAGGAGAAGAAAGCUGCAAAGGACCCGAACAAGCCAAAAAGGCCUCCAAGUGCUUUCUUUGUUUUCAUGGAAGACUUUAGGAAGCAAUAUAAAGAAAAGCAUCCUAACAACAAAUCAGUUGCUGCUGUUGGUAAAGCUGGUGGUGAUAGGUGGAAGUCAUUGAGUGAGGAGGAAAAGGCCCCAUAUGUGGCAGAAGCAGAGAAGCGCAAAGAAGGAUAUGAACGAAACAUGGAAGCCUACAACAGAAAAUUGGCUGGGGGUGCUGAUGAUGAUUCUGACAAGUCAAAGUCAGAAGUAAAUGAUGAAGAUGAGGAAGGCAGUGGCGAGGAGGAAGAUGAUGAUUGAAGUGGGAUGACAAAUACUUUGUGACAAGACUAACAUUGAGAUUGUUAGUGUGCGUGGGAUGUUUUUCUUGAUAUGCUUAGGCGGCCAUACUCCACCAUUUGAUCUAAUGACAUGAAUUAGUAGUUUAUAACAUGGCAUUAACUUUGUUACUUUGGCUAACUAUUGAGACUAUGUGUAUGCUUAUUAUGGUAGAUCUAAAUGAGAAGCUUAGUUUUCCUAGUA
Messenger RNA from Salvia miltiorrhiza (redroot sage), 817 nucleotides. Its product is annotated as HMG1/2-like protein. The record is from RefSeq and is a predicted model, not a curated record. Lineage: Eukaryota; Viridiplantae; Streptophyta; Magnoliopsida; Lamiales; Lamiaceae. Bases 182 to 595 code for a protein of 137 amino acids. The transcript has 8 exons.